Messenger RNA from Jatropha curcas, 1325 nucleotides. RefSeq names its product Nucleotide-sugar transporter family protein. Gene Ontology annotation, biological process: pyrimidine nucleotide-sugar transmembrane transport. NCBI's taxonomy places the organism in Eukaryota, Viridiplantae, Streptophyta, Magnoliopsida, Malpighiales, Euphorbiaceae. The record is from RefSeq and is a predicted model, not a curated record. Gene Ontology annotation, cellular component: Golgi membrane. Gene Ontology annotation, molecular function: pyrimidine nucleotide-sugar transmembrane transporter activity.
AUCCCUUAUUCCCUUGGUCCCUGAAAUAGGUUUCCAUCAACAAACAUCACAACGGACAAGAAAAGAAAUCAAGAGGACCAACUGGUCUCCUCUUCUAAGCUCGCCAAUAAUGGCGGCUACGACGGCGACGAAGCAAAAACGAACCAACUCAAGCUCCGACGGAAUGAACACAAGGGUUUGGUUCUAUUCCAUUUUACUCACUCUUCAAUACGGGGCUCAGCCUCUGAUCUCUAAACGCUUUACCGGACGAGAAGUUAUAGUGACAACAUCUGUAUUGACAUGUGAGAUAGCAAAGGUAAUAUGCGCCUUAAUUCUCAUGGCAAAAGAUGGUAGUUUGAAGAAAUUAUCCAAUGAGUGGACUUUAGUUGGUUCUCUCACUGCAUCAGGACUUCCCGCAGCUAUUUAUGCACUGCAAAACAGCUUGCUGCAGAUAUCUUACAGAAAUCUUGACUCACUCACGUUUUCUAUGCUGAACCAGACAAAAAUUUUUUUCACUGCAUUCUUUACAUUUAUAAUAUUGAGGCAGAAGCAGUCGAUUCAACAAAUUGGUGCUCUGUUCUUGUUGAUCAUGGCAGCUGUUCUUCUAAGUGUUGGUGAAGGCUCUAGCAAGGGAACCAGUAGUAGUAACCCUGAUCAAAUUUUAUUUUAUGGGAUUGUCCCCGUGCUGGCUGCUUCUGUUCUUUCUGGCCUUGCUUCAGCUUUGUGUCAAUGGGCUUCUCAGGUUAAGAAGCACUCAUCGUACUUGAUGACUGUAGAAAUGUCCAUCGUUGGAAGCCUGUGCUUGUUGGCCAGUACCACCAAGUCUCCAGAUGGUGAAUCAAUCAGACGAUAUGGAUUCUUUCAUGGUUGGACUCCAUUGACUAUGGUUCCGGUUGUAGCCAAUGCUCUUGGAGGAAUUCUUGUUGGCCUUGUAACAAGCCACGCUGGUGGUGUUAGAAAGGGAUUUGUGAUUGUUUCUGCACUUCUUGUGACGGCCUUGCUGCAGUUUAUUUUCGAGGGGAAACCACCUUCAAUAUACUGUUUGCUGGCUCUGCCCCUUGUCAUUAGCAGUAUUUCAAUAUACCAAAAGUAUCCAUAUAGAGUGAAAAAGAAGGAAUCGUGAUUCAUAAGAUAGAAGGGGAAUUAUUAACUCCCUGUAGAUGAAGUUUUCAUUGGCUUGACAGAUCCCAAAUUACAGAGAAGGAAUGUCAAAGCUUGAAGUGAUUUUUCACCUACUAUAUUAGGGCUCGAGGAACGCAUUCUAAGCUUUCACAAAAUUGAUGAACUAAUGUGAAAUUAUUUGAACUGGAUGAAUGAUGAAUGUAGGCAUUUUCCUCUUUUUUUUU